Molecule: messenger RNA, 1265 nt
Organism: Brassica oleracea var. oleracea
Lineage: Eukaryota; Viridiplantae; Streptophyta; Magnoliopsida; Brassicales; Brassicaceae
Product: 29 kDa ribonucleoprotein, chloroplastic-like
Exons: 4
Coding region: 123-1073 (316 amino acids)
Cellular component (GO): cytosol
Molecular function (GO): mRNA binding
Source: RefSeq, a predicted model, not a curated record
GGAUAAAUAUCUCACUCGUCUCCUUUAUUUUCUCCACACUCAAAUCUGUAGCAGAACCCUUAAACCUUAUCCCCUAUCCGAAAGCACAUCGAGAGAGAGGGAUAAAGCUUUAGCCUUUAGCAAUGUCUGCCUCCGCUUCUUCCGUUUCCCUCUCUUUCUUCAAUCCUAAAUCCCUUCCUCUCUGCGUUUCCCGCUCCGCCUCCGUCUCCGUCUCCGUCUUACCUCCUUCACUCUCCUUCAAACUCCACUCCCUCUCUUUCUCCGCCGUCAAAUGCUCCUCCUCACCCGCCCAAUACCCAUCUCGUUUCGUCACACACGUCGCCGUCUCGUCCGAUUUCGAGGUGGAGGAAGACGACAUGUUCGCUGACGACGACUCCCCGCCGCAGGAGCGCAGCUCCUUCUCUGCUGACCUCAAGCUCUUCGUCGGUAACCUUUCCUUCGAUGUCGAUAGCGCCCAGCUCGCUCAACUCUUUGAGAGCGCCGGUACCGUUGAGAUGGUUGAAGUUAUCUAUGACAAAGUGUCUGGCCGAAGCAGAGGUUUUGGGUUUGUGACAAUGUCCACUGCAGCGGAAGUUGAGGCCGCAGCGCAACAGUUCAAUGGCUAUGAAUUUGAAGGCAGACCCUUGAGGGUUAACGCUGGCCCUCCUCCACCUAAGAGGGAGGGAUCAUUCUCCAGAGGACCAAGAAGUGGUGGUUACGGUUCAGAACGUUCCAGUUACGGAUCUGAACGUUCCGGUUACGGUUCUCAACGUUCCGGACUUUCUGGUUACGGUUCUGAGCGUUCCAGCUACGGUUCGGGAUCAGGUUCAUCAGACCGUGUUUAUGUGGGCAACCUUUCGUGGGGUGUGGAUGACACGGCUCUUGAGAGCUUGUUUAGCGAGCAAGGAAAGGUUGUAGAGGCCAGGGUCAUUUACGACAGGGACACUGGUCGAUCCAAGGGUUUUGGGUUUGUGACACUCGGUUCUCCUCAAGAGGUCACAAGAGCCAUCAAUUCUUUGAAUGGAGCUGAUUUGGAUGGAAGACAGAUUAGAGUCUCGGAGGCUGAGGCUAGACCACCAAGGCGCCAAUUUUGAGUGAACAUGCAACUUCAUGUUCUGGAGGUGUAGCUCAUCUUGACUGACGACAAGCUAUUUAUGUUUGGGCUUUUGUUUCUUUAUUUCACUUUUGAUUCGUUAUGGGCUUUGAAUGUUUUGCCUUUAUCUUUACAGACUAGGGUUUUGGAUUUUGUUUUUUUCUUAUAUAUUACAUCUUUCUUUUAUGAUCAA